This is a messenger RNA of Pistacia vera, 1626 nucleotides long. Its product is annotated as acetyl-CoA acetyltransferase, cytosolic 1. NCBI's taxonomy places the organism in Eukaryota, Viridiplantae, Streptophyta, Magnoliopsida, Sapindales, Anacardiaceae. The coding region runs from base 76 to 1296 and encodes 406 amino acids. Gene Ontology annotation, molecular function: acetyl-CoA C-acetyltransferase activity. The transcript has 15 exons. The record is from RefSeq and is a predicted model, not a curated record. Gene Ontology annotation, biological process: fatty acid beta-oxidation.
CAUCUCCCUCACAAGCAUAAUUCUUGACCUGAUCUCGCAAUCAACACAACGCUGCUGAUUUUCAUUUAAGUUGACAUGGCUCCAGCAGCAGCAUCUUCGGAUUCGAUAAAACCUAGAGAUGUUUGUAUCGUUGGGGUUGCACGUACACCCAUGGGUGGAUUUCUUGGUUCCUUGUCAUCCUUGCCCGCUACCAAGCUUGGAUCUAUUGCUAUUGAAGCUGCCCUUAAUAGAGCAAAUGUUGAUCCGUGUCUUGUACAAGAAGUUUACUUUGGCAAUGUUCUCAGCGCAAAUCUAGGGCAGGCUCCUGCUAGACAGGCCGCAUUGGGUGCAGGAAUUCCUAGUUCAGUGGUCUGUACUACUGUUAACAAAGUUUGUGCAUCUGGAAUGAAAGCUACAAUGCUUGCUGCACAGAGUAUUCAGUUGGGCAUCAAUGAUGUUGUUGUGGCAGGUGGCAUGGAAAACAUGUCUAAUGCACCUAAAUACUUGGCAGAAGCAAGGAAAGGGUCUCGACUUGGACAUGAUUCUCUUGUUGAUGGAAUGCUAAAAGAUGGAUUAUGGGAUGUUUAUAAUGAUUGUGGCAUGGGAACUUGUGCUGAGAUAUGUGCUGAUCAACAUGCAAUAACAAGGGAGGAUCAGGAUAAUUUUGCUGUUCAGAGCUUUGAGCGUGGUAUUGCUGCCCAAGAUGCUGGCGCUUUUGCGUGGGAAAUCAUUCCGGUUGAAGUUUCUGGGGGAAGGGGAAAGCCAUCAACCAUUGUUGAUAAAGAUGAAGGUUUAGGGAAGUUUGACGCUGCAAAACUGAGGAAGCUCCGACCAAGUUUCAAGGAGAGUGGAGGCACAGUUACAGCUGGCAAUGCCUCUAGUAUAAGUGAUGGGGCUGCGGCAUUAGUUUUAGUGAGCGGAGAGAUGGCACUUAAACUUGGUCUCCAAGUGAUUGCAAAGAUCACAGGAUAUGCUGAUGCUGCUCAGGCACCAGAGAUCUUCACAACUGCUCCAGCCCUUGCAAUACCAAAAGCUAUUUCAAAUGCUAGCUUGGAUGCUUCUCAAGUUGAUUAUUAUGAAAUAAAUGAAGCCUUUGCUGUUGUGGCCCUUGCAAACCAGAAAUUGCUUGGACUUAAUCCAGAUAAGGUUAAUGUUCAUGGUGGAGCUGUAUCCUUGGGACAUCCUUUGGGAUGCAGUGGAGCUCGAAUCUUGGUCACACUUUUGGGGGUAUUGAGGCAGAAAAAUGGGAAAUAUGGUGUUGGUGGUGUUUGCAAUGGAGGAGGUGGUGCAUCAGCACUUGUUUUAGAGCUUGUGUGAGCGCUUUAUGUUAGGAUAGAAAUGAGCAUGGGUCUUCUUCUGUGGGAUGAAUCUGCGGUCAUCACAGUUAGAUUGUUGUGCAAUUUUAUCUCCGCUUCUUUUUCAUUUUUGCUUCCUUCUCCAAUAAAACUGAAUUUGUAUUAAGCUGUAGGGAGAUAAUAAUUUUCCAUUGCUGCUUUCUCUCUCUCUUCUCUUUCUUCCCUACUCGUGUAUACAAGUUCCGUAGAUGGUAUGAGAUUUGAUUAUCACCAUAGAGCCAAGAAUUUGUUUGCGGAAACAAUUGAGAGGAAUUAUAUAAGAUUGAUCAGUUCUGCUGCAAAUUGACCAGCA